GCUUGUGAUUUAGGUGAUCAAGCACAGAAACAUAAAUUUAAUUAUAUUAGUAUGCUGGUUUAUUUCUUUGUCCAAUUUGUAUCAAAAUCAAAAUAUUCUACUUCAAAUUCCAACAAAACACUAUAAACUCGCCUACCGCUCAAUGACACGACGUUGACUGACAUACAAAUAAAACACAUAACCAAAACAGAUACUGCGGUUCGGAAAAUUCCCCCCUACGGCCAGUCCACCUGUGUGUGCUUUACAAAGCAAAGAAAUGAAUUAUCUCUACCGGAAUAACGCUGCCAACCGAAUCGCAAGGUUGAUGAAAACACUAUGCACAGAAGGUUUGCCGGCAUCGUCAACAAGGUGUUACUCAACCAAACUGGCUCCAGAAUCGUCGAACGUACCGAAAGUUGCUUCCACCGCUAGUAAUGUGCCCACUGAACGGAAGUCCAUUAUCCCACCUAACUAUCGAUAUGUAUAUCAAGAGUUUCUACCCGACCCAAAAGUCGAGUGGCGCAAUUCCGUGCGCGAAAAGCUCGAACGCAAGGACAUGUUAGAUCGACGCGCCAAUAUCGAUAUUCCAGAGUUCUAUGUUGGUUCUGUUGUGGCUGCGACAUCUUCUGACCCGCACGCUGAAAACAAAACCGCACGUUUCGUGGGCAUUUGCAUUUUGCGGGAGAAGUGUGGAUUGCGAGCCAGGUUCAUUCUGCGCAACGUGAUCGAUCAUCAAGGUAUAGAGAUUAGCUACGACUUGUAUGAUCCGACGUUGCAGAAAAUCGAGGUGCUACGGCUCGAAAAGAGGCUGGACGAUAAUUUGCUCUAUCUGCGCGACGCGCUGGACGAAUAUAGCACGUUCGAUGUUAAUAUGGAGCCGGAAAUCUUACCCGAAGGUGCGCCGGUACCGAUAAAUGAUGUGAAAGUGGUGCUCAAACCUCGACCGUGGUACGCUCGCUGGGAACGACACAAUCUCCAGGGUGUGGCCAACAUUGACGAGCACACGAACGAACGGAAACGCAGAAAAGCCGAAGCUGUUGCAAAGCCGUGGGAGAAGUACGAUCUUAUGAAAGAGUACCGACGCACCAUACCGGAGGAAGAGCAGAAGGAGAUUUUCACCGAAAUUUAUUCGCAAAUCCACUCGCUAGAAUUGGCACGAAAGAAGAUGAAACGCAAGCGCACGUUUGUGAAACCUACCAAGCUAGCUUAAUUUAUCCUCACUGCAUACACAACACGCCUUUAUAUCCUGCUCAUACUAGUGCAGAACGUACCCAUUAACACCGUAGCAAUAAAACGUAAAAAAUGAUUAGUUAUGAAA
Molecule: messenger RNA, 1297 nt
Organism: Anopheles funestus (African malaria mosquito)
Lineage: Eukaryota; Metazoa; Arthropoda; Insecta; Diptera; Culicidae
Gene: mRpL19
Product: 39S ribosomal protein L19, mitochondrial
Exons: 2
Coding region: 257-1189 (310 amino acids)
Biological process (GO): translation
Cellular component (GO): ribosome; mitochondrial large ribosomal subunit
Molecular function (GO): structural constituent of ribosome
Source: RefSeq, a predicted model, not a curated record